UUCCAAUCCAUUUCAUGCGGUGGUGGUGGAAGAAUAACUCCUUUUCUCUCUCUCUCUAUCUCCUCUGUUUUUCUUUCCGCGUUCCUCUGUUUUUCCACUCUGUCCACGUCUGAGAUAUUUCCCCGCCAAACUGCCGACAAUACUUCCUUUUCAUAAAGAAUCCAAACUCCUCUCUGUAGAAAAUCCCUUCUGGCUUCCUCUGAUUGGCUGCCUGGUCCCUCACACUCAUCAUUAUUGUCCGCCUCUUCCUCUUCAGUCUUUCCCCCUUCAGAGAAAAUACAAUUCCUCUGCUUCCCACGCAGAGAAUAUCCGAAUUCGCCAGCCCUCCUUUGGUUAUCUGCAGACACUUCAUUUCUUCUUCGAUUUUCUGCUGAAAUUACCCCUGCCUGCAGAUAACCAUUUCCCUUUUCCCCGGCAAUGGAGUUGGUUCCAUACGCCGACCCAGAUUCCAAGCCGGGGGAUUCUUCUCCUCCUCCUUCUUCUUCAACUCUGCCGUGGCAGGACAUGUUCAAAUCGGCCUCAUUCCGCAAACCCACCAUGGCGCCGUCCGGCAAGCCGCCGAAACCAUCUGGGUCCUCUAAUUCCGGCGAGCCAACUAAUAAAGACGCCUCCUUUUUGGGGGAUCCCCAGGUACGACUUGCUCUCUGCAUAGCCAUGGCACACGCCGGCCUCGCCUUCACAAUCUUCGUCCUCUAUUUCGUCGGCAAGCUCCUGCAGGAGUACCUGCGUCCAAUUCAGUGGGCAAUUUUGUGCUCCAUUCCCUUGAGGGGUAUUCAACAGGCCCUCGUUUCAUUUUGGGAGGAGCCUCUCAAGUUAGGGCUCACUGAGACUGUCCUCGCCAUCCCCAUAGCUAUUUUCCAGGUUUUUGUCGGUACUCUCGUGGAAAUUAAGGAGCUUUGCCUUAGGGUUUUGCUGAGAAGGCCUAAAAGUGAUCGAAUUAAAAGGAAUCGAAGUGGGUUUUCCAAGCUAGUGAGGUGGUUGGUCUCGUUUGGUGUGUUUGUAAUUGUUUAUGAGAACAUUGGUGCUAUGGGGGCGCUUUCCAUUUUAGGGUUAGGUAUCUUGUUCAGUACAAGGACUGUUGAUUCCACAUUCUCUGCUGUGUCUUCUUUUAGGAGCAACAGCUUUAAGCGCAGUCCCAUUAGUGCAUUCUUCACUAGAGGGAUAUUGAAGAAACUCAAAACAUUUGUUGCAAUUGGCCUGAUUAUUGGCAUGAUUGUUGGAUUCUUAGUUGGGUUGAUAUUCUUCUCAUACCAGAUAGGUGUUGAAGGGAAAGAUGCUGUGAUUUCCUUAAAAUCUCAUGUGGAAGAGAGCAAUUAUGCUGAGAAGUUUGGUGUGAGGAAGUGGAUGGAUGAGAAUGAUGUCCCUGGAAUGGUGGAUAGGUACACAACCACGUUCUAUGAGACGGUUUCUGACCAAAUAGAUAGUCUUGCAAUGCAGUAUAAUGUCACUGAAUUGGUUACAGGGAUCAAGCAUUUCAUCAUCACUCCUCCAACCAAUUCUUCUUUAGAGCAAUCAGCUCUUAUGAUGAGCCCACCUCCUUACACUGAGAAGCUCAUGAGCUUAAGAAGGAAAGUUACAGACCGCCAAUGGGGAGAAAUUUACAGUGAACUGGAUUCAAUCUUCAAGGAACUGAUCAUUAGCCGUGAGGAUAUAGUCGAGAAGGCGAAAGGGUUUGCCCUCCGAGGGAUGGAUGUCUCUCAACGUGUCGUUGCCAGCAGCGCUUCGUUGCUAGGUGGAGGAGCUAAGAUGAUGCUGUCGGUUGGGAGCUCGAUCAUCUCUGGAGCAGCUGAGGUUUUCAAUUUUGUCUCGAUGUCGAUGGUUUUCUUCUGGGUUCUGUAUUACCUCAUCACAUCGGAGUCUGGUGGGGUAACUGAGCACGUGAUGUGCAUGCUGCCAAUGAGGAAAUCAGUGAGGACUAGAUGUGUCGAGGUCCUUGACAAGGCUAUUUCGGGUGUUCUUCUGGCCACAGCUGAGAUUACAUUCUUUCAAGGAUGUUUAACAUGGCUCUUGUUCAGGCUGUAUAAAAUCCACUUCCUGUAUGUGUCUACCGUUCUUGCAAUCAUCAGUCCUCUACUGCCAAUAUUUCCAACAUGGUUUUCAACGAUUCCAGCUGCUGUGCAGCUGGUGCUUGAAGGCAGAUACGUUCUGGCGAUCAGCUUGUCCGUGAUUCACCUUCUGCUUAUGGACUAUGGUGCAUCUGAAAUUCAGGAGGACAUACCAGGUCACAAUCAGUAUCUAACUGGGCUCAGCAUCCUUGGUGGAAUGACAUUGUUUCCAUCUGCAGUGGAGGGAGCAAUCAUGGGUCCGUUGAUAACGACAGUUGUGAUCGGCCUCAAGGAUUUGUAUGUGGAAUUCGUGUUAGAAGAGCAGAAGAAGAGCAAUGGCGAUUAAGCAAGUCAAAAAUAGAAAGAAAAAAAAAACUAGGUGUUCUUGCUCUUUAGUCUUUUGUGUUUUGAAGUUGAAGUGUAUAAUGGUAGGAUCGUAGUAGAAUCUUUUUCUUGGGGCACCUCUUGUUCAAAUUCUCUUGUUGGUCUUUGGUUUCCUUUUCUCUGGCUCAGUGUACAAAAUCACAGUCUGUUGUUGCUAAUGUAUGUCAGAAGAAGCUUAAUUGGGUUUUGGGUUGGCUAGUGCCAUUUGUAAAUGUUUCGUGUAAGUUGCAACUCUGUACUUCUGUUGUCGUUUGGGAAGAAAUUGCAUUUUUGUAAGCAUACAACUCAAAAUUUCUGAGAAUAGUAGACAUUCACUGUGA
Molecule: messenger RNA, 2749 nt
Organism: Linum tenue
Lineage: Eukaryota; Viridiplantae; Streptophyta; Magnoliopsida; Malpighiales; Linaceae
Source: the annotation of a GenBank genome assembly